Molecule: messenger RNA, 1851 nt
Organism: Corapipo altera (White-ruffed manakin)
Lineage: Eukaryota; Metazoa; Chordata; Aves; Passeriformes; Pipridae
Product: protein DEK-like
Exons: 3
Biological process (GO): chromatin organization; regulation of double-strand break repair
Cellular component (GO): nucleus
Molecular function (GO): DNA binding; histone binding
Source: RefSeq, a predicted model, not a curated record
AAAGCAGAGAAAUUGAAAACCUUCUAUUACAAUUCCAAUUGUUCUUCAUAUUUAGAAAGUGAGUCUGAAGAUAGUUCAGAUGAUGAACCUUUAAUUAAAAAACUGAAGAAACCACCCACAGAUGAAGAAGUGAAGGAAACUGUCAAGAACUUGUUGGCCAAUGCAAACUUGGAGGAGGUCACAAUGAAACAAAUUUGCAAGGAGGUCUAUGAAAAAUAUCCUAGUUAUGAUUUAUCUGACAGAAAAGACUUCAUUAAAAAAACAGUCAAAGAGUUGAUCUCAUGAUCUGAUUUGACUGUGGGCAAUGAAGAUUCCUGGUUUAAUGUUCCCAUGGAUUUGAAGAUCUGAUAGGCACCAGCAAAAAGAAUGUGUCUUACCCUCACGGUAUUUAGUCAGAGCUAAUUCUGCUGAUCUAAUGUUAAGAGUGUUAAUGUAAAUUGCUUUGUGUAUCUUUUUUUUUCUUUUUAAACAGAACUGCAUUUGAUGCAAUUUUUAGUUGAACAUACUUAAGUUUCAUGCAUGGCAGUAAAUGUUCCCUUUUUUAUAGUUUUGUACAUUUUGAAUUGCGUUGUAUAACUAGAUUCAUUAGAAGCCAUCAUAGCUUUUUAGAGUGGAUUACUAGCUUGCAGGAGACUUUAAAAUCAAGUAAGAUGAAAGCUGCUUAUCUACACGUUUACAUGCAGAGACUGGAAUAUUGCAGUAUUGGUUGCAAAGAUAUUCUGAAGACAUAUUCAUUCUGAAAAUAAUAAGAGUUAAUCACAUGUUAAUCUCUUAUAUUCUGAUACAUUCUACAGGUGCAGAAUUAUUCUGAAUAUAGAUUACAGUCUUGCAUGUGUAGGCAUUGAGAGAACUAUCAAAGCGUGGUAUCUAAUUGGCAUAUAGAUGUUAUUUUUGUACUUUCAAAAGGCUUUUUGUUGUGUAUAUAAAGUUAUUUUAAGUUGCUUUAUGCAAAUCAACUUUUUAAUCUUGUUGUCUUUGAAUUUGUGACAUGAAAUGUCAAUGUUCAGCAGUGAGGCGUUGAUGGAAAGUGGUAUGCAGAAGUUUCAUGAAGUUACAAAUGAGCCGAGGUUUCACCAUGUUUGUCCCAUCUUACCUUGUACAGAAACUAAACUGUAAUUUUAUACCUGUAGUUUAACUUUGUACAAAGACUACAGACAUUGUUUCAGUGUCUUGGAUGUAAUAAAUAAAAUCCCUCCAAAGCUGAUAGGAAAAUUUCUAAAGUUCACUUCGCAAAAAAUCUUCUACGUGAGCAUCUUGACUUGGUGACCCAGCAUCUCUCAGAAGUAGGUAUCUGACAUGUACAGCUGGGAGGCUUUGACAGCUUUGGAAAUCCACAGUGGCGCUUCCGAAUCAGACAGCGCUGAUGUACCUAUGCGUGGUUAACCUCAGGCUUUUCUGAACCUGAGCCUUGGUGCCUCAACAUGGACAAUGGUACUUUUAAGCCUGCAGUCCUGAACUUUGGCUGGCAGCUUUUAGGAUCGAAGUGAACUCGUUGCAUAAGUUUUUAUUGUUUGGGUUUUCUCUCCUCUACACCUUGUUGCUGAUAUGGGAAGUCUUACACUUAAAAUCAUGAAACUAAGAGUUGUCGAAAUGUGGGCUGCCAUUAACACCACGAGCACAGACUCCCUCUGACUAGUAUUGCUGGAAAGACAAAGUGUAUUUUUCUGAAUUUUGUUAUUGUACAGUUGAGAAAUAAGGGUUCAUACAUGAUCUAAAUUCUGAAAUUGUUCAGCCAGUUAGACUGUUCAUCUUCACAGACUUCUGAAUUUCUUUAUGUGUAAUCAUUUAUAAUAAGGCUGAAUGUAACGGGGAUUUUUUGUAUUCAAUAAAUGACUUUCACAAAAAUGUAAA